Messenger RNA from Camelus dromedarius (Arabian camel), 4370 nucleotides. RefSeq names its product protein kinase C and casein kinase substrate in neurons 1 (gene PACSIN1). Gene Ontology annotation, cellular component: cytoplasm; plasma membrane; endosome. Gene Ontology annotation, molecular function: phospholipid binding; protein binding. Gene Ontology annotation, biological process: positive regulation of dendrite development; plasma membrane tubulation; actin filament organization. Bases 304 to 1638 code for a protein of 444 amino acids. NCBI's taxonomy places the organism in Eukaryota, Metazoa, Chordata, Mammalia, Artiodactyla, Camelidae. The record is from RefSeq and is a predicted model, not a curated record. The transcript is spliced from 11 exons.
UUAAGAGAGUGCGUGUCUGCGGUGGGCACAGAGACUGACAUCUCCCCCGCCAGAGCGCAGGGGAGGAUCGGACAAUUACCUGGAGAGAGCAAGGCCCAGCAAGACCAUGUGAAUUGCCCAGCGUCACACAGCAAUUUGGUGGCUGAGCAGGGAUCCCAAGGCUAGAGCUAUUUCUACUACACAUGCUACUUUCAGCUGGAAGCCAGGGAGAUCCUGCCUGCACCCAGCAGGGGGACUGCACGCAUGAACAGCCCAGCCUGCUGACCGCCACUCCACACCUGUCCGUCCGCCCACGGCCACACCAUGUCCGGCUCCUACGAUGAGGCCUCGCUAGCUCCAGAGGAGACCACUGACAGCUUCUGGGAGGUGGGGAACUACAAGCGGACGGUGAAGCGCAUCGAUGACGGGCACCGCCUGUGCAACGACCUGAUGAACUGCGUGCAGGAGCGCGCCAAGAUCGAGAAGGCGUACUCGCAGCAGCUCACCGACUGGGCCAAGCGCUGGCGCCAGCUCAUCGAGAAAGGCCCACAGUAUGGCAGCCUGGAGCGGGCCUGGGGCGCCAUAAUGACGGAGGCGGACAAGGUGAGUGAACUGCACCAGGAGGUGAAGAGCAACCUGUUGAACGAGGACCUGGAGAAGGUCAAGAACUGGCAGAAGGAUGCCUAUCACAAGCAGAUCAUGGGCGGCUUCAAGGAGACCAAGGAGGCUGAAGACGGCUUCCGCAAGGCCCAAAAGCCCUGGGCCAAGAAGAUGAAGGAGCUAGAGGCAGCCAAGAAGGCCUACCAUCUGGCCUGCAAAGAGGAGAAGCUGGCUAUGACCCGGGAGAUGAAUAGUAAGACGGAGCAGUCGGUCACACCUGAGCAGCAAAAGAAGCUGCAGGACAAAGUGGACAAGUGCAAGCAGGAUGUUCAGAAGACACAGGAGAAGUAUGAGAAGGUGCUGGAAGAUGUGGGCAAGACCACUCCCCAGUACAUGGAGGGCAUGGAGCAGGUGUUUGAGCAGUGCCAGCAAUUUGAGGAAAAGCGGCUGGUCUUUCUCAAGGAGGUGCUGCUGGACAUCAAACGUCACCUCAACCUCGCUGAGAAUAGCAGCUAUGUCCACGUGUACCGGGAGCUGGAGCAGGCCAUCCGCGGGGCCGACGCCCAGGAUGACCUCAGAUGGUUCCGCAGCACCAGUGGCCCUGGAAUGCCCAUGAAUUGGCCCCAGUUUGAGGAGUGGAACCCAGACCUCCCUCACACCACCACCAAGAAGGAGAAACAGCCCAAGAAGGCAGAGGGGGUAGCGCUGACCAAUGCCACAGGGGUGGUGGAGUCCACAUCCCAGGCUGGGGACCGUGGCAGUGUUAGCAGCUAUGACAGGGGCCAGCCUUAUGCCACCGAGUGGUCAGAUGAUGAGAGUGGGAAUCCAUUUGGGGGUAAUGAGGCCAACGGGGGCUCCAACCCCUUUGAUGACGAUGCCAAGGGAGUGCGUGUUCGGGCACUCUAUGACUAUGACGGCCAGGAACAGGAUGAGCUCAGCUUCAAGGCUGGAGAUGAGCUCACCAAGCUGGGCGAGGAGGACGAGCAGGGUUGGUGCCGCGGGCGGCUGGACAGUGGGCAGCUGGGCCUCUAUCCCGCCAACUACGUGGAGGCCAUCUAGCCACCCCACUCCCCUCCACACCACCCCUCACUCCUCACCCACCGCCUCCCUUCCCUGCCCACUCUCAUCCUCCUCCCCUCGCCAUAGAGUUCCAGACAUAUUUUCCGAUCAAGCUUUUAUUUUUUUAAAAGUCAAAACAGAACAAAACAAAAAAUACAAAGAGACAGAGCAUUUGCAGGGCCGCCUGGAGGCCAGGGUGAUAGGACUUGGGGUGAUGGCUCCAGGGUAGGUGGGGGUCUUAGGACUUAGCCCAACGGCGACAUCACAACAUCUGCUCUUCAGAUCCCACCAAAGAGUCUCCUGAGCCCUGAGGGAUGUCUCCUGGACCCUCUCUCCUGCCUCAGUCCCCCAGCCUUCCCGUCCCCACCCCAGGCUGCCAGCACCUGCCCCCAGUCUCUAAGCCUGGUUUUAUGACCUCUUCCUCCUGCCCUACCUGGCUCCCCUUCCACAAACCUAACCCUCAAAGUCCUCCCUGUCUUUAGUCUUCCACUUUGCCCCUGGGGAGCCCUUCUUCUAGUCUCACCCCUCAAGACUGUGGGGCUGGAGGAGGGAUGGUCACCCUCUUAUCCCAGAGGUUUCCAGGGGUCCCUGGACUCCCCAAGACACGAAGAGGGGUGAGCUGGAGUUGGUGACAGUGUCGCUGGAGGGUAGAAGGGUGAGUGAACAGGGAGCAGGCCCUCGGCCCUCCCAGCACCAGACUCAGCUGAGGGGCAAGACCCUGCUGGGGCCCUUCUUUCCAGCUGUCAGCACGUUGGGCACUGGCUCUUCCUCAGAGCUAGACCCCUUAGUCACUCGCAGAGACCCCCGCUCCCUCUCAGAAGUCCUCAGGCAGCAGGGAGGGACCCCAAAGCCCAGGGCAAAGCCAGCAACAGUAGCAGCCUCCUCCCAUUUCCUGGGGAGGAGGACAUAUUGCCCACCCACCUUCCUUCCCUCCAUGUCCAUCUAAAACCCUAGAACCACUAGGCUAAGCCAGCCUCCCAUCCUUCUUUCCCCUUCUGUGGCCUGCCUGCAGAGACACUGUGGGCCCAGGGGAACUACCAGCCUGGGACUGGCAGGGGAGAGCCUGCAGCCAAUGGGAGUGGCCUGGGUUUGCAAGAGGGGGGAGCCCUGGCCCUCAGGAGCAGGACAGUCGCCAUGUCUUUAUUCCUUGUCCCUUCCCCGCCCCCAACCCCAGCCCUGGCCCCUGGCAGCCCGUCCUGCUGGCAGCCCCUCCAUUUCUCCAAGCCUGGGUAUCAGUUUAAGGACUUUGGGGGAUGGGAGGAGGCCAACGGCCUCCGGAGAGCAGGAGCGCUUCCUGUGGUUGGUGAGAGAGUGGUGCUGAUUACUAGGGAUUCAUACCAGGUACCAACCAGCCUUGCCCAUACGAGUCGGGCAGGAGUGCUUGGGAAGCAGACCAGGGCAGGACAAGACCCCACAAGGUAAGGGAAUGGCUAGAGGAGGAGUUUCUCGGGAACCUCCCCCAUGAGGCCCUGAGACUUCCUGUAGCACCAGGUGAGACUUGCUUACAGCUGAUGCUACUCCUGGGCCUCAGGUCUGCAGACGCCCUACCUGCUCCUACAGCACCAGACCCCCUGGCCUCCAGGUAAAGACAGUGUGAUACCCCAGCCCCUCUGUCACCCCUCAGUCCUCUUUUGCUCCCCGCUUCUUCCAACAGCCUACUUAGGAGGUUGCAGGCCCCACCUCAAGGCCUUGACCUGUACAUGUGGGCACAGAGGAUCCUGGCAGAUUCACAGGGGCCUGAGCUGGGGCAGGCCUCCCUCAGGGCCAGGGGAGUUGGGGGUGGGGUGGGGAUGAUGGCACCCCCAGGGUCAGGCGAACUCCCAGCACCCCCUUUCUUGUCACUGUCUGCUCUCUGGGCCUCUGAGAUGUGCCCUAGGCUGCUCAGAGCCUGAUGCAAGAUUUCUGAAGCCUGGAGCCCUCCCAACUCCAGAACAAAAACUUCCUCAGCCUCUCUUCCAGGCAGGAGUUGGGGUUGGGGGCCUCUGCCCCUCGCCACUUACCCUUGGAAAGCAGAAAGCUGGCACAUCUGCACCUUGGGGCCUGGGCUCCCCCCUCUCUGUGCCAGUGGCUCCCCAGCUCCUGGGUAGGGGCUGUGGCCCUGGCUGGACCCCAGGCCUGUCUCCCUCACCACUCCAGCUGCCCACUCUGGGGCAGGGACUUGAAACCCCAUUCCUUCUGAGCAACCACCUCUACGACUCCAUCUGGGACCACUCUCUCUCAGCCCCCAGGCUCUUCAGGGCACCAGGGUGGGAGGGUCUCCCACCUGGAAGUCCCCCUGAGCCCCAGGGGCCCAGCCCCACCUGUCAGUGCUGGUGUCAAGGUACUCAACACCGAGUGUGGGGGCCAUGCUCGCCGCCUCCCGUAGCCCCCCACCCACCCCCCUUGAUGCUGUGCGGCCCACCUUAUGGGGCUUGGCGAAUACUGUGUUUUGUCCCCAGUUAAGCACCGUUCUGCGGCCCGCCGUCUGCCACCCUAGGCUUCCUAACUCCAUUAGUCCAACACUUGUGAAAUUCUGAGAAGUGCUGUGGUCUCAGCAAUGCACCUGUUUUGUACAUGACUGUGUAAUUUAAAGGUAUAUAAAUACAAAUAUAUAUAUAUAUUUAUAUAUAUAUAUAUAUAAGUUGUUAUUGUAUGACUGUGGAUAAAAUCCAGAACUGUGUCAACCUGGUUGGACGUUGUCAUCUUGAGUCUUGUGUGUCUUUUGAGCCCUCUGAGAGUUCCGUGUGGUUGGG